Molecule: messenger RNA, 3231 nt
Organism: Xyrauchen texanus (razorback sucker)
Lineage: Eukaryota; Metazoa; Chordata; Actinopteri; Cypriniformes; Catostomidae
Product: brain-specific angiogenesis inhibitor 1-associated protein 2-like
Exons: 15
Coding region: 99-1712 (537 amino acids)
Biological process (GO): actin filament bundle assembly; plasma membrane organization; positive regulation of actin filament polymerization
Cellular component (GO): nucleoplasm; cytosol
Molecular function (GO): protein binding; cytoskeletal adaptor activity
Source: RefSeq, a predicted model, not a curated record
GCGAACAGAGACGCUAGUCUAGUGGAUUGGAGCGCAGAUCAUCACUGGCUCGGAGACACACAGUUCGGAUAACACAUCAGAUUCAGCAAACACCGUUUAUGGUUUUAACUGAAGAUUUUACAAUGUCUCGCACCGACGAGGUCCACCGCAUUACGGAAAAUGUCUAUAAGACCAUCAUGGAACAGUUCAACCCCUGUUUGCGGAAUUUCAUAACUAUGGGGAAGAACUACGAGAAGGCUCUCUCCAGUGUGACGUUUGCGGCAAAGGGUUAUUUUGAUGCUCUGGUGAGAAUGGGUGAGCUGGCCAGUGAAAGUCAAGGAUCGAAAGACUUGGGGGAUGUGCUUUUCCAGAUGGCAGAGGUCCACCGUCAGAUUCAAGUACAGUUAGAGGAAAUGUUGAAAUGCUUCCACAAUGAGCUGAUGUCAGAACUGGAGAAGAAGGUGGAAUUGGAUGCAAGAUACCUGACUGCGGCUCUCAAGAAGUACCAGAUGGAGCACAAAACCAAAGGAGAGAGCCUGGAGAAAUGCCAAGGUGAGCUGAAGAAACUCCGGAGGAAGAGCCAGGGCAGCAAAAACCCCUCCAAGUAUGGCGAGAAGGAGUUGCAGUUCGUUGAGACCAUCAGCAGUAAACAGAGCGAGCUGGAUACCUUCAUAGCAGAGGGCUACAAAACAGCGCUGUCAGAGGAACGUAGGAGAUACUGUUUCCUGGUGGACCGCCAGUGCGCCGUGGCCAAGAACAGCAGCGCCUACCAUGGCAAGGGUAAGGACCUUCUCACUCAGAAGAUCCCAGUAUGGCAGCAGGCCUGCUCAGACCCCAACAAGCUGCCCGAGAGGGCGAUGCUGCUCGCCCAGCAGAUGACCUCUGGUUCCAGCACCAUGCUCUCCAGCCCUUUGCACUCCUCCAAGGGCAACCUGGUUAUCUCAGAUCCCAUACCUGGAGCUCAACCGCUACCCGUGCCACCGGAACUAGCUGCCUUGAUGGGGAGUGGCUUGGGACACCAGGGGCGGCUAAUGGGUCCUGAUGGCAUGUCUCUGGUGAAUGGUACGACGGGGGUCCAUGGGGACGAAUAUUGGAAAGAUGGUGGGGCCCCUCAGGGAAGACCGCCCUCCCCUCAAUCUCAGACUCAAACCCAGAGCCAGCCCCAGAGACAGGUCAGCGACGUCUACUCCAACACCCUGCCUGUUCGCAGGCCCCAGCCAGCUAAGAACAAGACUACUGUGGGAGAAACGAGAACUCUGCCCAGGUCAAGUUCCAUGGCAGCAGGUCUGGAGAAGAAUGGACGCUCUCGUGUACAGGCCAUUUUCUCCCACGCCGCUGGCGACAACACCACCCUGCUCAGCUUCACUGAGGGCGACAUCAUUACCCUGUUAGUACCUGAGGCUCGUGACGGAUGGCACUAUGGAGAGAAUGAAAAGAACAAGAUGCGAGGUUGGUUUCCUUUUUCCUACACUCGGGUGCUACCUGACAGUGAAGGCGAGAAGUUAAGAGUCAAUCUUCAUCAUGGGAAGAGCAGCAGCACAGGGAACCUGCUGGAGAGAGAGGACAUGUCUCUGCCCAUGCCUGACUAUGGACUGACCGCCCGACUCUUGGCACAGAGCCUAACACAGACUCGACCACGCCCAUACAGCAUGGCAGGCUUUGCACAGCCAGCGCUAGAGGAUUAUGACAAUCCUUUUGCCACAAGUUUGGGUCCUGAAUUGUCCCGUUUCUGAGUGUUGCAGGACCUCUUGACCGUUCCUUGGAGCUCUUCCUUAGACAAAGCAUCAUGGAUGACCGAUCUGCUCCUCUGUACUACUAGAGGGGCCCUUGCUGUGGCCUGUGCACUGUACUGCCCUCUCUUGUUCUGUCUGUGUCAUUGCAACAGCAUAUGAAGGCAGAGCAUAAGUGCUUACUUAAAUGGGUUUAAAGGAAGAAGAAUAGAGAGUAAAUCUCACAUGUUCUGUCCUGAAAAGAUUACAAGAGUAAUGAUCUUAACUCUGUAGCUUCAUAAUUAUUGGCAUUUGUAGUAAGGAAUUUGAAGAGGUAAUGACUUUACCAAAAAAAAAAAUAAUAAUAAUAAUAAUAAUUAUGUUAACUAAUCUGGCACAUCAAAAACUGACCAUGUACUUUUAUUGGAAGAGAGUGAGGAUCUUUAAUGAAAUAAGUGAAAUACAGCAUCACAUAAGAGUAUGCCUGCAAUCUGACUGUUGAAAUUUGAGAUCAUUUGCAACUUGAAUGUAAAUAUGUAACAAAAUAUUUAGUACAUUUCAAUUCCAUAUAUUGCAAUUUUAUAUAUUAAGGAAGCCUUUUUCUCAGUUAAAAGCUUUGUGACACAUGCCUCUGUAUCACCUCUAUAUAUUUUGAAAGCUGUGCUUAGGAGACAUUACAAUGAAACCUCUUCACAGGGGUCUUGAUACUGUGGUCGCUCCAGCAUAAACAGACUGCCAUGAUUUAUUACAGCAGCCUCAAGCUCUAGUGAUGCAUCUGCAAAUUCUCUGGUUAAAGAGUUCUGUACAGUAUAUUAGUCACAAUAUAUAGUGCAAUUUUGACAUGCAAGCAUCAUUGCAAUUCUUUAAAAUAAUAAUAAUAAUAAUGGUGUAAGUACAGGGAAUUGCUUGUAUGUGAUCUGUUAUGUUGUUUGAUUAGUUUUGUAUAAUUAUAUGCCACUACUGUCACUUGUUUGUUUCUUAGAAAUUGCAGCAAUUGUUUUAGAUAUAAGAGGGUUUGUUACUUUUUUCGCCAGCUACCUUUGCUCUCAGGCUCUGUUGAGAAUAUAAAUGUAUUUUAUUCAACAUACUGAACAAUAGUGCUUAUAAAUAUCAAACUUAGAUUGACUACACAAUAAUGGAAAUCUAUAAAUUGCAGGUUAUGUAAAUAUGUAGCUUUGUUUUUGCCUGAGGGACGGAAAAUUACAUUUAUAGAAUAUAAUCUUUAUCACGAAAGCUCUUUGUACAGAUAAUCUUGAAUUAAAUAGAUUUCUUGCCACAGGACAAAAAAAAAAGGAGUUUAAAUGCUAAUAUGAAUUGCAUGUUUUUGUAAUAGGGCAACUACUGCGGUUUGUGUGAUGAAAGUGGGUAUUUUGUGUCUGAUCAGCUUUAAGACCCAUUUUAUAAUGUUUUUGUUGUUGGGUUUUUGUUGUCGUUUUCUUGCUUUUCUUCUAAUGUUCUGUUCAUUCUAAUUUAUGGUCAUCUGCAAAUGUAUGUGCACAUUCUUGUCUUUCAUUAAAUAAAAAAAGGAAAUAAAAACUUCAAA